Cylicostephanus goldi is the source of this 444-nucleotide messenger RNA. NCBI's taxonomy places the organism in Eukaryota, Metazoa, Nematoda, Chromadorea, Rhabditida, Strongylidae. The record is from the annotation of a GenBank genome assembly.
CUGAAAAUAUCAUUCAUUAAGAGCUUUUCAGGUCUAAGGGAUCUUGUCACAUGGCAAAUUCCUAACCUGAUCAUUUAUGCCAGUCUACACUCAUAUGGGCAAUUAUUGCUGUCGCCUUGGGGUUAUACCCAUACUCGACCAGAUAAUUACCUAGACCAGCGCAAUGCAGCACAAAUAGCCGUGGCAGCGAUGCGUAACAAAACUGGAGCAGAAUAUAACUAUGGAACAAUAGCCGAACUCAUGUAUCCUGCCUCGGGCACUAGUAUAGACUAUAUGCAAGAUCGUGGAGUACCGUACAUCUUUGGAGUUGAACUGCGACCGCUGGAUUCACACGACACCUAUGCUUUCAGUUUACCGCCACAUUUUAUCAAACCCACAGGUGAAGAAAUGCUUGCUGGUUUGAUUGCAGUUGGCGACUAUGCAGUACUGCAUAAAAAACUCUGA